CCUCUUAUUCCGUUCUUCCAAAUAUGACCCACGCUCCUCUGUCCUCAUCGGAGGACGCUAGAUAUUAAUGACACCCUGCCAGCUGUGUUCCUAAAUUUCCUAAAUUUUGAUCGGGCAACACGCUGGACUUCUGUUCCGGGACCCUUGAAAACAAUGACCCUUGCGGCAUACAAAGCAGCGGUUGUCGCUACCCUUGGCUGGACAGCACUGGCAUCUUGCCAAUGCCUCUGCCUCCCCGAGGAUCGUUGUUGGCCGUCGAGUUCGCAGUGGGACGCACUCAACGCAUCUACUGGCGGCCGACUAAUUUCCACCGUCCCCCUGGGAAGGCCGUGUCACGAUCCUCACUAUGACGAAGCCGCCUGUGUUGACUUGCGUAACAAAUGGAAUGUUCCCUCGACUCAUUACGUCUCCUCAUCAUCCGUAAUGCAGACAUAUUUCGCCAACCAGAGUUGUGAUCCCUUCACACCGGAGCCCCAACCGUGCGAGUUAGGAAACUACGCGAGUUAUGCGGUCAACGUGUCAUCGAACGAAGACGUGAUUGCCGCCGUUCGGUUCGCCGGGGAGAACAAGAUUCGUUUGGUUAUUCGCAACACCGGACACGACUACAUGGGCCGCUCCACAGGAGCCGGAGCUCUAUCGAUUUGGACCCAUCACCUGAGUGAGAUCGAGUAUGUGGAAUGGUCGGAUAUCCACUACCAGGGACCCGCGUUCAAAGUGGGCAGUGGGGUGAUAGGGGCCCAGGUCUUGGAAGCCGCCGCUGCGCGGGGACUAGUCGUGGUGACCGGAGAGUGUCCGACCGUUGGGCUGGCUGGAGGAUACACGCAGGGAGGCGGACACUCCGCCCUAAGCACUGCGUUUGGCUUGGCCGCGGAUCAGACUCUCUCUUUUGACGUGAUCACGGCGGCCGGGAAACUCGUCACCGCGUCCCGCAGCGAGAACGAGGACCUGUACUGGGCCCUCAGCGGCGGCGGUGCCGGGAACUACGGCGUCGUCGUGUCGGCCGCCAUCAAAGCCUAUCCUGAUACCACGGUCUCUGGUGCCUCUCUUAGAAUCUUGACUGCAAACACCACCCGUGAGCUUUUCACGGAGGCUAUAACACAUUUUCACUCGCUCCUACCGGCGAUGACCGACGCCGGGGUAACAGUUAUUUAUCAGAUGUCGCCGCAACACUUCCUCAUAAACCCCCUGACAGCCUACGGCGGGACAACGAGCGAUGUCCAGGCCAUUCUGGCGCCGUUCCUCUCUAUCUUGUCCACUCGGGGUAUCCCGUAUGAGGUCUCCUUCACGGAGCACGACAGCUACUACGAUCACUACAACAAGUAUAUGGGUCCUCUCCCGGGUGGAAAUCUCGGAGUUGGCAUUUAUAACUUCGGCGGCCGCUUCAUCUCCCACAGCAUUCUUGAAUCGCAUUCGCGGACGGCCAGCUUGGUAGGGACGCUGCGGAACCUGACAGACCACGGAGCCUUUGUGGUGGGAGUUGGCCUAGACGUCUCCAACAAGACAGGCGACAAACUGCCUAAUGCCGUCUUUUCUCAGUGGCGCGACGCUGCCGUCACUCUACAGAUAGCGAAUACGUGGAACACAACGGCGCCGUGGGCCGAUAAUAUCCGUGCCCAGCUCCAGGUGACUGGCCAGUUCAUGCCCCAGCUCGAGGCUGUCACGCCCGGCGCCGGCGCAUACCAGAACGAAGCCGACUUCCGUCAGCCUCGCUGGCAGGAGACCUUCUUUGGGUCCAACUACGGGAUCCUCAAGGAAACAAAGUCCAAAUGGGACCCCGACUCCUUCUUUUAUGUCUUGAAAGGGGUCGGAAGCGAAGCAUGGUCGGUUUCGGUAUCGGGCCGGAUGUGCCGGACUGGGUCUUGA
Messenger RNA from Aspergillus campestris IBT 28561, 1863 nucleotides. Its product is annotated as putative isoamyl alcohol oxidase. The transcript is spliced from 3 exons. Lineage: Eukaryota; Fungi; Ascomycota; Eurotiomycetes; Eurotiales; Aspergillaceae. The record is from RefSeq and is a predicted model, not a curated record. The coding region runs from base 154 to 1863 and encodes 569 amino acids. Gene Ontology annotation, molecular function: FAD binding; oxidoreductase activity.